Molecule: messenger RNA, 8649 nt
Organism: Acipenser ruthenus (sterlet)
Lineage: Eukaryota; Metazoa; Chordata; Actinopteri; Acipenseriformes; Acipenseridae
Product: solute carrier family 22 member 3-like
Exons: 11
Coding region: 181-1839 (552 amino acids)
Biological process (GO): transmembrane transport
Cellular component (GO): membrane
Molecular function (GO): transmembrane transporter activity
Source: RefSeq, a predicted model, not a curated record
ACAGAAAUAUAUGUUUGGAACUUUUUCACCAGUCUUGGCCAGCAGUGGUUAUGUUAGUGUGUGAGUCUAGUUGCUCAAGCUUGGAAGCAGAACGACAGGACUUAAAAAGUUGGAAAGCUUUCAGCUGCUCAGUUACUUGAAGCUUUUGAAAGAACUCUCACUACAACUGGAUUGUACAUAAUGCCAACCUUUGAUGAGUUGUUGGUGGACAUAGGGGAGUUUGGGUCAUACCAGAAGAGGGUUUUUUUGCUAACUUGUGUUCCCGGUAUACUUUUCAGUUUUGUUUUUGUGGGGAUAGUUUUCCUGGGGGAUACUCCUGCUCACUGGUGCCGGAGCCCCGCAGUGGAUGAAAUCAGAGAAAAAUGUGGCUGGACUUGGGAGGAAGAGAGGAACUUUACAGUUCCCCAGCUGAAAGGGGCUGAGGGUUCCUUCAGCCAGUGUGAACAAUACGAUAUACAUUGGAACAGCACUGACUUGAGCUGCAGCAAGCCACUGUCACAGUCCACUAAUUACUCUACAGAUGGGAUACAUCUUACUCCCUGUAAGAAUGGCUGGAACUUUGAUACUUCAAGAACCACUAUUGUCAGUGAGUAUGACCUUGUAUGUGAGCAUGCAUGGAAGGUAGACCUUACCCAAGCUUUCCUGAAUGUGGGAUUACUAAUAGGAGCGGUAGUCAUUGGCUAUGGAGCAGAUCGGUUUGGUAGAAAGUUGUGUAUCCUUAUUUCUGUUUUUGGAUUGGGAGUCUCCGGGGUAGCAAUGGCAUUUUCACCCAACUAUAUAAUGCUGCUGUUGUUCCGCACAAUUCAAGGUGUCUUUGGGAAAGGAGCAUGGAUGGCUUCAUUUGUGCUGGUAACAGAAAUAGUUGGAUCAAGCCACAGGAGGGUUGUCUCUAUUGUGGCUCAGAUAUUUUUUACAUUUGGGGUGGUAAUCCUUCCUGGGAUUGCUUAUCUCAUCCCCUCAUGGAAGGCCUUACAACUGACCAUCACACUGCCAACCUUCAUCUUAUUAAUAUACUUCUGGCUCAUUCCGGAAUCCCCACGGUGGUUGUUGAAUCGGCAAAAAAUAAAAGAAGCCCUGAAAAUUGCAGCGGACAUUGCCAAGCAUAAUGGAAGAUCAUUACCAGAAAAGUACAGAGAGAUGAAACUUUUAGAGCCAAACCCUGAAGAUCUCAGUAACCCAUCCUUUCUAGAUCUGUUUAGGACAUCACAGAUGAGAAAGCAGACAUUAAUUCUAAUGUAUGCCUGGUUCACAAAUGCUGUGGUUUACCAAGGGCUUAUUAUGCGUGUAGGAAUCGUGGGGGGUAACUUACACCUUGGGUUCUUUAUCUCUGGGAUUGUGGAACUGCCUGCAGCAUUCAUUAUUUUAUUGACUAUUGACCGAGUGGGGAGACGUCUUCCGUUUGCCACUGCUAACAUAGUGGCAGGAGUGGCAUGUCUCAUUACCGCUUUAAUUCCAGAAGACAUAAACUGGCUGAAGACAACCUUUGCAGUUAUUGGCAGGCUUGGGAUAACAAUGGCGUAUGAAAUUGUUUACCUUGUAAACUCUGAGCUGUAUCCCACAUCAUUAAGGAACCUUGGAGUUUCUGCAUGCUCAUCCCUUGAUGAUGUUGGAGGGAUUUUAGCCCCUUUUUUGCUAUACAGAUUAGCAAGUGUAUGGUUAGAGCUACCUUUGAUAUUAUAUGGAGUCAUCGCUUUGUUGUGUGGUGGGCUAGUAAUGCUUUUACCUGAAACCAACGGCAUUGAUUUACCAGAGACAGUGCAGGAUGUAGAAACAUUAGGAAGGGGCCACAAGGUUCAAGUUAAAAGAAACAAGUCGAAGACUAGAGAUUCCUGCAUAUGACCACAAAGCAAGAGGAAACUUUGAACAUAAACUAAUGCCAGGUUACUGUCGUUAUUACGCACAAGUAUCUUAGUAAAACUAUUAUUUAGGAACAGUCAAUGAAGUUAUAAUGGCUUGUGGAAAAGAUUGGAUCAGUACAUAGGCACAGGGAAAUGUUGAGGCUGAUUUCAUUAGAAGGAAAUUGAAUUAUAUUAAACGAGUUGAUUUGAUCACAGUUCAAGCAUCCACACUGGUCUGUUUACUGAACAGUAGAAAAAUAUUUGCAAUAGAGUCCUAAAAUGUAUUUGUAGUUUAAAUUAAAGGUAUACAUGGGGUCUACACACAAUAACUAACAGGUGCAACAGACCUAACUCUUUUUAUCUCAAAAACUUCCAGCUUCAGCUUUUUACUCCCUGCGAUGCAAUUCUUUUUAUCAGAGGUUUAGUGUGUUUGCAAAUCCCUGGCGGCUGGCCUGCUGUACACGUGUAAGACUUCCUUUUAUCAGUCCAUGUUGCAGCUUUAGUACACUUUCACUGCUAGUUUGCCAAACACAUUUUAAAAGGGUUAUGUUAUUAAAGUAAAUAUAUAUUUGUUUUUAUAAUUUUAUUUAUAGAAUCUUGUUUAGUGAUAGGAUGCCACUAUAAAAAUGUUUUUUUAUUUAAACUAUCAGCAUUCAUUCCAAUAUAUAACCGCUUAACAAAACUGUAUUGUAUAUCUUUUAUUUUUAAGUUCAAAAGGAAGAAUCUUGUGCUUUCUCUAAUGUUUUGUUUUUAAUGUGUUAGUUUAAAUGUUUUAAUGCUUAAUUGGAAUACAAAUACUAUAGUUGCUUAAACUAUUUUUGAACUCCUGUUCUAUAAUGAUUGUUUUAACUGUUUAGUCUUCUCUCUUUCUCUGUAUCCUUCCCCAUCCCUAUUUACUGUGUGCUAAAUUGGUUGUGCCCAUCCUUGAAUCAAUGAUCCAUUAUUGGCAAACAAAAAAAGGAAUAAUCAUGGAUAACGUUCCCUGAAAUAGGAAUAUUAACCAUUAUAAGUGGGUGUUUCCCUUUAAGACAUCCGAACCAGAAAACGUAUGCCAAAGAAUUCUCGACAAAGCAGUGUGACGUGGCUGCUGCUCUGCCCCUGAAAGCAUAAAUGAGCUACUUACACAAACAACGCUGUCAUUUUCCUUCGAGAACUACGACCAUGAACACCUUGACCUCAAAGUUAAUGGUUAAUAUUCCUAUAUCAGGGAACCAGGAUUAUGAUAAUAACCUAACAUUCCAUUUCAAGUAGGGAAUAUUAACCAUUACAAAUGAGAAUACCCAAGCUGUCACAAGGGCAUGGUUGUAGAGCCAAAACCGUUUUGUGCUUGUUAAUCAAUAUCCCAGCAGUGACUGGAAUGAAACAUUUUUAGGAUCAACUCACUAAUGUUCUGUUGUGAGGGUGGACUGGGAAGCUGCCCUCAGCGCUCUAGUGCCGAAUCCAGGGUUCUGCGGAUCCACGACAUUCAGUCGGUAGAACCUGGUAAAGGUAUGGGGGGGGGAGCCCACACACCGCUGCACUGCAUAUGUCACGGACAGAUGCACCCUGGAACAAAGCCCAUGAAGUCGCCUGGCCCCUGGUGAAUUGGCCAGUGAGCUUCUCUGGUGGAGGCAGAUUGGCCAGUUCAUAAGCAGUCUUAACCGUGCCUGUCAACCAUUUAGACAGACACUGCUUAGACAGGGCCUGUCCCUGGGGCUUAAUAUACAAAAAAUGUGUUCUGACUGCAUUCCAACCUUUAGUCCUGUCAACAUAAUAUGCUAAUGCCCGCUCUGGGCAAAGUGUAUGGACCUGGUGCUCCUUGUCAGAUUGGAAAGGGGGAGGGGGGAGGGUGGAAAGCCUCCAAUUCCACUGGUUGACAUGAAAAGUCAGGAUGGUCUUUGGCAAAAAGGCAGGGUUAGUAUAAUUUUCGAUAUUGAGAAUGCUUGCAUUUCACUCACCCGCUUAGCAGAGGUGAUUGCAAACAAGAAAUCUGUCUUGAAAGACAAAGAUUUGAGCUCAGCUGAGUGCAUGGGCUCAAAUGGAGGUUUCAUCAGUGCCAAUGAGGAACUAUGUCCUUCACCGGCAGCCUAUGCCUUUCAAAAAACUCCCCGCCAGGAAGUGAGCUCCUGGGGAGACUUUUAUUAAUCAAUUUUCACAUGGCAAACCGAAAUGGCAGCCAAAUAAACCUUUAAAGUAGAGGAGGAUUUCCCCUCAUCGAAAAGGUCCUUCAAAAAUUGCAGUAUCUGCCAUAGGGCGUGUUGUGGGUUCGAAACCACGAGACAUGUACCACGCUUGGAACACGCCCCACUUGUACCCAUAUUGGGAACGUGUAGAGGCUGCCCUGGUGUUUUGUAGGGUGUCAAUCACCCUGUUCGAUAACCCCAGACGGCUCAAAUGCAGCCGUUCAGGGGCCAGACCCAGAGCUGUAGGCUCGAUGGGUUGGGGUGCCACAAAGUGCCCUGCGUCUGGCUGAGCAGGUCGCAGCGGAUCAGCAGUUCCCACGGCUGGCCGAUCAGGAGUUGCAUCAAGGAGGAGAACCAGACUCUCCUGGGCGAGUUUGGGGCUACUAGGAGCACCCUGGCCCAGUCCUGCCUGACUGACCUUCUCCAGACAUAGCGGGAGCAGCGUGAGUGGUGGGAACACAUAGAGUAGAUGUGCUGGCCAGAGGUGUGCCAGUGCAUCUACCCCUAGAGGUCUCCCAUCUCCUCUUAUGGAGAACCACGGGACAGUGUGCCGACUCCUGACAGGCGAAGAGGUCUAUCUCUGCUCUCUCGAAUCUCUCCCAAAUAAGGCUCAAGAUCUCGGGAUGGAGUCUCCACUCUGCACCGCUGGGGACCCCACUCGAGAGGAGAUCCGCAGCCCAGUUGAUCACUCCAGGUAGGUGAACUGCCGGGAGAGGGAGGAGGUUCUCUUGUGCCCACAGCAGAAGCUUGCGGGCCACACGGUGGAGACUGAGUGACCGCAAACCACCUAAGACAGACAUUGAACUUAUCUUUUCCGUCAUCUGCAGGUAGCUUGGCCUUGCAAGAGACACAUGCAUAAAACCCAGGCAUGGCAUAAGCAGGACCAGUACUACAUAGCAGUGCACACAGUAGUGAGUUUCAGUGCACACAGUAGACAGUGUCAAUACACACAGUGCAUACAGUGACAGUCAGCAUCGCGGUGCACUCUCGGGAUCAGGAGCGACAGGUCGUAGUUACUGCUAGUGGCUAACCUUCCAGUCAGUACAGGCAUGAGACUGGAAGCAACCUGCUUGAAAACAAGCCUUUGCAGUAGUGUGCUGGAAUAUCAACACUAUUACAGCAACAAGCUGUUAAUGUAAGCACACCCACAGCAGCUGCUCGGUUUUGUUUCAAUACUUACCUCGUGCAAAAGAAAAAUGAAACACAAUAAAAUAGAUAAAAUAUACAAUAAUACACACAACCGGUAGAAUGCAAAGCAAAAACACGGUGAACAAUUUUUUUUUUUUUUUUUUUUUUUAAACUCCAGCCGGAGUAGACUUUGUGUGCUAAGGUCCCAGGAAGGACGGCACUUGAGCCACAGGCUUCCCGCGGAGCACUAGGCCGCGGCGGGACUUCACCAGCACUAGGGCUGUAGUAAAAGAAAAGCUAGAAAUAAACAAUUUUUACUUCAGUGAUUUCAGUCAUUUUAAAUUAGCACUUUUAAGCAAAAGCUAAAAAGUAUGAACAAUGUAAUAGAAAAAAAUAGAUAAUACUUAUCAACGCUCUCUGAUGUAUUCAGGUCUAGUUGAAAAAGAAAAUGGCAGCGUUGUUUGUGUACGUAGCUCCUUUAUGCUUUCGGGGGCGGAGGAGCAGCCACGUCACACUGCUCUGUCGAGAAUUCUUUGGUAUAAAUUUUCAGGUUUGGGAGUCUUAAAAGGAAACACCCAUUUGUAAUGGUUAAUAUUCCCCACUUGAAAGAGAACCUAAAUCAUGUUUUAAUUGUGACUUUCCCUAGUUAUUAGUUCUUCUCUAACUCUCUCUUGUUGGUCUGCUUUUCAAUUGUUGACUUUUUUAAAAUAACAAUUGGGUGGAUUUAAUACAUGUUCAGAUGCCCAGUUUAAUUACGUUAUACAUACAGUAACACACCUUUAAGUACAAACUGAAAGAGGAACAAAACAUCUCACUGCCUCACUAGCCUCAUAUGUCUUCUUGACCUCUGUCACCCUGCACUGUUUGUUGGGGCAUGCCGCGUCGUUGGACAGCAAGGACAGGUUGGCCGAUUCAACAAGUGCAGCAAUGGGGGCCUCUAUAACCUGUCUCACUGACAGAGCGUGGCGAUGCCGAGUGCUAAGCAGGCGUGAGGGAACGUUCCCUGGAAUGCUGGGCCAUCAUUCCGUUAGUCAGAAACGUGAUUGUCACUGAUUUAAUACGAUUAUUGAUAAUAAUUUUUCAUUAAAAUUAAUAUUCAAGACUAAACAAAUAAUGUGCUGCAUAAUACUCUGUUAGUAGUGUGUGUAGAUCUUGUCCGUCAUAUUUGUUUACGUUGUUGAAUUUGUUUGAAUUUCAGAAAGUCAGAAAACAGUGGCAGUGAUGUUUUAAUCACCAUUUUAGUGUUUGGAGCAUCUCUCUUUUGUAGUAUGCUUUGUAAUUAAUUUUCUGUUAACUCACAGAAUCGCUGUUUAGCAGUUCUUUCACUUUCAGCCAUUUUCUCUUGUGAGAAGUGCAGGGAAUGGCGGUGUGUUCCUUUGAAAAGGGGCAGGACUGACAGUGAUGUGAACCAAUUACAUAUCAGAGGGAGACUAUUGCCCUGUGGUGUAGGGAUGUUAGGGCAAUAGUUCAAUCUAUUUUUGCUGCUAUGAGGAGGCCAGAAUUUCCAAGCAUAUAUAUAUAUAUAUAUAUAUAUAUAUAUAUAUAUAUAUAUAUAUAUAUAUAUAUAUAUACGCACACACACACACAACUUCUGUUCUAGCAUUGGUGCUUUGUGUCAUCAUCAAAAUUGAGCAGUAGGUGUUCAUAAUUGUCUGUUGUAUCAAACAUUUUUUUUUAUCUUGAUUUCUUAUAAAAAUAGACAGUAGAAAAACUUGUGUUUACUCUGUUACUGAGCAUGUAUGUUUAAAAUAGUUGUACCACACACCAAUAUCUGUGUUAGCCCUUAUAAAAGUUCACCAUAGUAAAAGCAUAGAACAUUGUAAUAAAACCACAGUGAAAGCAUGGUAAAGCAAAGCAUUGUGAAGAAUAGUGAGGUAAAGUAAAUCACAUUAAUAAACAUGGCAAACCAGGGUAACCUAUGGUAUAUGCACAGUAUAGCCAUGGGAAAGCAUGGCAAAACUGCAAAAAUACCGUGGUAAAACUUUAUAAGGGAGUUUUCAUUCAGAUGAAUUUGACAAGUUAAGCUCUUUUUGCCCUGUUUCUAUAUCCGUGUUGGUCUAUAAAUAAAUACAUUUUUGAAAUAAUGUUUAGUUUAUUUCUGAAAAAAAAAACAGUGGUCAUUCAUUAUCUGACAAAAUCUUGAAAUAUGGCAUCAAAUGAAAUAGUGAAAGGUGAUUAUGCAGUAAAGCAAAUACUUACUGUCAACCUGGCCUAACCGUGAAAGAAUCCAAUUUGUGAAUUAUUGAACAGUCAUAUAAAGGGCCUGUAGUUUACUGAUUCUUCUUACCAGAAGGUAGUAUUUUAAUAAUUAACCAUUUUUGCUUCAAACAUAAAUCUGCUGCCCCCUCUAGUGGUUGCCGUUUAUAGCUGUUGAUAAAAAUAUAUAGUACAGUCAUAAUCUAUUUACUGUACCAGAUUGUCAAUUAACCCUUUUUUAAUGUAAUACUUGGUAGGGCAGAAAAGUUCUUAACUGGCAGUUGUGCAAAUAGUCAACUAAUCAGGCUGCUCCCAUUAGUCUGGCUAGUUGUUGUUAUACAGUAGUGUUUCAUGACAAACUAGUUCCUUUUAAUAAUGUACGGAACCCCUCAAGGUACAUUGACAAACUUUUGUGAAAAGUGGCAUUGCACACAGAGUGUCAAGUGUCAAAGACAGAGAUUUUUUUGUAUUUAUUUCUGCCUGGUUAUUCUCGCCGCUGAUCUUUCAGAACCCACUUACAGUAGGGCAUUACAUUAUUUUUCAAUAAGCCUAUUGGGGCAUGUUCAUUUUAGAAAAAAAUACGUGAUAUGGUUGAAGUGGACUAAAAUUCUGAGUGCUUUGAAGUUGUGAAUGAUAUAAACUGAUAAAGUCUAACAAACUAACUGAAACAAGUAUUCAUUAACAUUUUAAUAUUAUUUACCGUAUUUUAACAUUAGUAUAUGUAGAUAUAUUCUUGCUAUUGUCACAGGGGCCCUGCGCAGCCGGUUCUGCUUAUGUGAUAUUAAAAAGAGCACUAUUAUAGCUUUAUACCAGUAAUAAUGUUUUAAUCAUCUUGGAAAAGCUACUUAAUAAAAAUUAGCUUUGUCUUGCGAUUUUCCAAAUCGAACCACACGGAAGAUAUGAAAAUAGUAUCUUAAUUGUGUAUUUGCAAAAAGCAUACUAAUGAUGGUUGUUUUAUUAGCCAUAAAGAAAGGAGAGGUUGACACUUACUAAACAGGCAGCAAUGCUGUUGCAGUUUGUUUAAUUCAUUGUGCCUACUGUGUAUCUAUUACUUACUAUAACAGUGACACCUCAUGUAUCCUCUUGUACAACACUCUCUUAAGAACGAUGUAGUCUCAACAUUUCCAAUGUGAAUGCAAGUAAAACAUAGAUUGGCAUAUGAUUUUGCAGUACGUUCAAAAUGUACUGGCAGUCUGGAUUUCAAGCCUUUUAUCUAUCCCCAUUAUAAAGUAUGUUACUGAAUAACAGCACAAUAUUUUUGUAUUUUUCUACAAACAAACAAAAACAGAAAGAAAGAAUACACAUAAAAAAAGAGUAAAGAUAAU